AUGAUCUUAUUAGAGAAGCUGGGGCAGCAGUUGGGUCAUCCCACCCGGUCAGUGUAUGGUUGGCUGAUCACUAAGUUCCUGAAGAAUCACAACAAGAUGUUAGAGGAGAGUGCGGUGUCUCUGUCUGGGAUCCAGCCUGGAGAUACAGUGUUAGAGCUGGGCCACGGGCCAGGACUGGGCCUGAAGGCUGCAGCCACACUGCUGACAGAACCUACUGGGAGACUCAUAGGAGUGGACUACUCACAAUACAUGCACAAGAUGGCAGGUGAUCUUCUGAAGGAGUUGGUGUCCAAUGGGAAGGUGUCUCUGUAUCUGUGUGAUGUGGCAGCCAUGCCUCUAGCAGACAAUAUGGUGGACAAGGUUUUCCACUGUAAUUGUUACUACUACUGGCCAGACCUGAGGAAGGGAGCUGCAGGUGCAGAGAUACACAGAGUCAUGAAACCAGGAGGUGUGAUGGUGACCACUCUGAGACUGAACAGAGUGGUCAGCUUUGCGUCCAGGAGGGAGUUCCCUGGACGGAACUGGCAACCCGAGGCCUACAUGGCAGCUCUGAGAGCCUCUGGGUUUAACCAGGUCACACUGGAGGAUCAUCAACACAGACACAUCACCUACCAGGCCAUUUACGCUACUGCUGAUAAGUGAUGAACACACACGCCAUCAUUUGUCAUUCAGGAAUCGAGGAUCACUUACUUUUUAAAAUAAAUAGCUGUGGAUUGUUUCAAAUCACAAGCUCGUUGGCCUCUGCCUGUUAGGGCAGCGUGGCAAUAUGCCAAGCUGAUUACUGAGUUGCGAAAAACAUCUAAAAUAUGUGAAGAUAAUGUGUCUUGAGUAUAAUAAAAAAUGUUGACACAGGAGAUAUAGGAGAGUCUCUCUCUCCAGACUGGCUCAGCAGGGCAGGGGUGUGUGGUGAAGAUAUAGGAGAGUCUCUCUCUCCAGACUGGCUCAGCAGGGCAGGGGUAUGUGGUGAAGAUAUAGGAGAGUCUCUCUCUCCAGACUGGCUCAGCAGGGCAGGGGUAUGUGGUGAAGAUAUAGGAGAGUCUCUCUCUCCAGACUGGCUCAGCAGGGCAGGGGUGUGUGGUGAAGAUAUAGGAGAGUCUCUCUCUCCAGACUGGCUCAGCAGGGUAGGGGUGUGUGGUGAAGAUAUAGACCAGUCUCUCUCCAGACUGGCUCAGUAGGGAAGGGGUGUGUGGUGAAGAUAUAGGAGAGUCUCUCUCUCCAGACUGGCUCCGUAGGGCAGGG
Oncorhynchus nerka (sockeye salmon) is the source of this 1239-nucleotide messenger RNA. RefSeq lists its product as uncharacterized. The record is from RefSeq and is a predicted model, not a curated record. NCBI's taxonomy places the organism in Eukaryota, Metazoa, Chordata, Actinopteri, Salmoniformes, Salmonidae. Gene Ontology annotation, cellular component: endoplasmic reticulum. Gene Ontology annotation, molecular function: sterol 24-C-methyltransferase activity. The coding region runs from base 1 to 642 and encodes 213 amino acids. The transcript has 3 exons. Gene Ontology annotation, biological process: sterol biosynthetic process.